Molecule: messenger RNA, 1487 nt
Organism: Dendrobium catenatum
Lineage: Eukaryota; Viridiplantae; Streptophyta; Magnoliopsida; Asparagales; Orchidaceae
Product: cathepsin B-like protease 3
Exons: 11
Coding region: 238-1314 (358 amino acids)
Biological process (GO): regulation of catalytic activity
Cellular component (GO): lysosome
Molecular function (GO): cysteine-type endopeptidase activity
Source: RefSeq, a predicted model, not a curated record
AUCAACCAUAACGUUAUCGUGAUAGCGAAAAUUUUCGUGCAAUUUCGGCUGAUUCCCGUCAGCUUCCCAGCAUCUUUCCCAAUGCAAAGUUUCUAAGAUCCCCUCAUUGGCGACCUCCUAGCUAAUAAAAAUCUAUUUUUUCCGCCAUUCACAGUUCAUCUUCCCUUCCUUGUAAUCUAUAAUAGUCUUUUUCCCCUCGGCUGCCGUCGCUCGGGAGGGGAGGAGGGCAAGAAGGGGAUGAGGAUGGCCGGGCGAUCGCAUUGUGUGGCGGCUCUUCUGCUGCUGUAUUUGGCCGCGGCAAUCCUAUUCGAGCAGGUCAUUGCUGCGAAAUCAAUGCCUCGAGCCAUGUUUGAUGCUAACGUUCUGAAGGAUUCAAUGGUACAGAGAAUUAAUGCAAACCCUGCCGCUGGAUGGAAAGCUUUUAUGAAUCCUCGCUUCUCCAAUUACACGAUUGGCCAAUUCAAAUAUAUACUUGGAGUCAAACAGACGCCUCCCAAUGCCAUUGUUGAUAUUCCUGUCAAAACUUAUAUCAAAUCUUUGAAACUGCCAAAGGAAUUUGAUGCUAGAACAGCAUGGUCUCAUUGCAGCUCCAUUGGAAGAAUACUUGAUCAGGGACAUUGCGGUUCUUGUUGGGCUUUUGGUGCAGUGGAAUCCCUAUCCGAUCGUUUCUGUAUUCAUUUUGGCAUUAAUGUAUCACUGUCUGUUAAUGACCUAUUGGCAUGCUGCGGAUUUAUGUGUGGAGAUGGUUGCGAUGGAGGUUAUCCUAUAUUUGCUUGGAAGUACUUAGUUCAGAAUGGUGUUGUUACUGAAGAGUGUGACCCGUACUUCGAUCAGAUUGGAUGUGCUCAUCCAGGAUGUGAGCCUUCAUAUAUAACACCCAGGUGUGAGAAGCAGUGCAAGGCCAAUAACCAAGUCUGGGUGGAGGCAAAGCAUUUUAGUAUCAACGCUUAUAGAAUAAACUCUGAUCCUCAUAAUAUAAUGGCAGAGGUUUACCAAAAUGGUCCUGUGGAAGUAUCCUUCACUGUCUAUGAGGAUUUUGCCCACUAUAAAUCUGGAGUCUACAAACACAUCACAGGUGAUGAAUUGGGUGGACAUGCUGUGAAGUUAAUAGGAUGGGGUACUACUGAGCAAGGGGAAGAUUAUUGGCUUCUUGCUAAUCAAUGGAAUAGAGGAUGGGGUGAUGAUGGUUAUUUCAAGAUCUUAAGGGGAGCAAAUGAGUGUGGAAUUGAAGAGGAUGUGGUUGCUGGUUUGCCUUCACCCAAAAACUUGAUAUUAAACUUCGCCGAUGUAGAUGCAAGUGCUGAUGUUGCAUGAUCUUGGUGGCGAUAGGCUCGAACUCCACUCAAUUUUACCCUGAUGCUUCACUUGCAACAAUCUGGUCCAUAUGGUAGUUUGUUCUGCCAUUAGAGGAUAUCCUAUUGUUGACUUGCUUGUAUCUUAAAUUAGUAUGAUGCUUAGUUUUAUGGAAGUUCUCUUCAAGAUCCAAA